AUGCCGAAUUCUGAAAAUCCAUAUAUCCAAAGCUACCCCGAUGCCAAAGGGUAUUACGGCCAGUUUGGCGGGAAUUACUACCCACCGGAGGUUCAACCAGCACUAGAAGAAUUAGCCAAUGCUUACCAGGAGCUACGUCAAUCGCCAGAGUUCCAGCGCGAACUCAAGAAAGUGCGAAUCGGACUCCAAGGGCGACCAACACCAGUACAUCACUUGGAAAAUAUCUCGAAGCAAGUCGGAGGUGCUCAGAUCUUCGUCAAGCGAGAGGAUUUGAACCACACAGGCGCACACAAAAUCAAUCACUGUGUUGGCUUCGCACUUCUUGCCAAGAAACUGGGUAAGACGAAGCUGAUUGCCGAGACCGGGGCCGGUCAGCAUGGCGUCGCACUCGCAACUGCAGCCGCUUAUUUUGGACUCGAAUGUGAAAUUCACAUGGGUGAGAUCGAUAUCAGUAAACAAAGUUCAAAUGUUGGUCGCAUGGAGCUGCUCGGUGCACGCGUAGUGUCAGCAACGGCUGGCCAAUCUGCCUUGAAGGAGGCUAGCGACUCUGCAUUCAACGCCUAUGUUGAGCAGCAUGCGCACGCGCUGUAUGCGAUCGGAUCCGCUAUCGGGCCACAUCCCUUCCCUAUGCUUGUUCGAGACUUCCAGAGUGUGGUUGGCCAAGAGGCCCGUGAGCAGUUCCUUUCUAUCAUGGAUGGGAGCUUACCCGAGCAUGUUGUUGCGUGCGUCGCGGGUGGCUCGAAUGCGAUGGGGAUGUUUUCGGGCUUCCUUGAUGAUCCGGAAGUCAUUCUGCACGCUGUGGAGCCGUUGGGCAAAUCCGGUGAACUGGGUCAGCACGCGGCGACCUUAUCGUAUGGAAGACCAGGAACUUUGCAUGGUGCCCGAUCGAUUGUGCUGCAGCAGGACGACGGUACGCCUGCGAGUGUCUCAUCUGUGGCAUCUGGGCUCGUCUACCCUGGCAUUGGCCCGGAGAUUGCGAUGCUGCAUGAAGCCGGUCGACUCUCUGUCGCAACAAUUUCAGAUGAAGAAGUCAUCAGUACAUUUUUUCGUAUGGCAAAAUCUGAGGGCAUCAUCCCUGCGUUGGAAAGUGCGCAUGCGGUAGCGUUCGCUAUCCGAUUGGCGGCGCAGCGCCCUUCGUCCGAGCGGAUACUGAUUAAUCUUUCUGGGCGUGGCGACAAAGAUGUUGACUAUGUGCUUGAGAAUUAUGGUACAGGUGAAUAG
Molecule: messenger RNA, 1221 nt
Organism: Penicillium pulvis
Lineage: Eukaryota; Fungi; Ascomycota; Eurotiomycetes; Eurotiales; Aspergillaceae
Product: tryptophan synthase subunit beta
Exons: 1
Coding region: 1-1221 (406 amino acids)
Biological process (GO): L-tryptophan biosynthetic process
Cellular component (GO): cytoplasm
Molecular function (GO): tryptophan synthase activity
Source: RefSeq, a predicted model, not a curated record